Ctenocephalides felis (cat flea) is the source of this 1200-nucleotide messenger RNA. RefSeq names its product replication factor C subunit 4-like. The transcript has 6 exons. The coding region runs from base 75 to 1139 and encodes 354 amino acids. NCBI's taxonomy places the organism in Eukaryota, Metazoa, Arthropoda, Insecta, Siphonaptera, Pulicidae. Gene Ontology annotation, cellular component: DNA replication factor C complex; nucleus. Gene Ontology annotation, molecular function: ATP binding; ATP hydrolysis activity; DNA binding. Gene Ontology annotation, biological process: DNA repair; DNA-templated DNA replication. The record is from RefSeq and is a predicted model, not a curated record.
UAAAUGUCAUUUUACCCGGUCUUAUUAUAUUUUCAUUUAUAUUCUAUUUAUUAAAUGACAGUAAUUUUUUAACAAUGCAAGCAUUUUUAAAAGGCGGAAAAAUCACAACAGAGAAAAAACCAUCUAAGUCGAACGUUGAGAAAAAAACUGCUCCAACACCUUGGGUCGAAAAAUACCGUCCUAAAUCUGUUGAUGAUGUUGUUGAACAAGGGGAAGUCAUAGCUGUUUUAAAAAAAUGUUUAUCUGGAGCUGAUCUGCCUAAUUUACUUCUUUAUGGACCUCCUGGAACUGGUAAAACAAGUACAAUUUUGGCUGCUGCUCGCCAAUUGUUUGGAGAUAUUUAUAAGGAUCGAAUACUGGAAUUGAAUGCUUCUGAUGAAAGAGGAAUCCAUGUUAUUCGUAGUAAAGUCAAAACUUUUUCACAACUUUCGGCUAGUGCUACUAGGCCUGAUGGAAAGCCAUGUCCUCCAUUCAAAAUUAUUAUAUUGGAUGAGGCUGAUUCUAUGACACAUGCUGCUCAGUCAGCUCUUCGGCGUACUAUGGAAAAAGAAACAAAAACUACAAGAUUUUGUUUAAUAUGCAAUUACGUGUCAAGAAUUAUACCUCCCUUAACUUCAAGAUGUACCAAAUUCCGUUUCAAGCCCUUGGGGGAAGAAAAAGUUAUUGAGAGGUUGAACUUCAUAUCUGCUGAGGAAAAUAUAACUAUCUCAGAAGGAGUGCUUAAAACGCUGGCUGUUACCAGUGGUGGUGAUAUGAGAAGAGCUAUAACUUGUUUGCAAUCUUGUUCCCGUUUGAGAGGAAAAGAUCAAGAAAUAAGAGAGUCUGAUAUGUUUGAAGUAACAGGUUUAAUACCAGAUAGGAAAAUAGUUGAAUUAUUAGAAGUUUGUAAAACUUCAAAUUAUUCAAAACUUGAAGAUUUUGUUGAAGAAUUAAAUUUAUCAGGGUAUUCCAUUGCUCAAUUCUUUGAACAAUUUAAUGAAUAUCUUGUUAAUACAGAUGGUUUAACUAAUAAGCAAAAGGCUAUGAUCGGAAAGAAACUGGGUGAAUGUUGUUAUAGAUUGGAAGAUGGUGGUUCUGAAAGCUUACAGAUGAUGGAUUUAGGAUGUCAUAUAAUAUUGUCACUGAUUGCUAAUGAAUAAGUAUUAUUGUUGAAAGUUUUUAUACUUCAUUUUUAUUUUAACGAAAUAAAUUAUGUUGAUA